GAUGGAGUCAUCUAUGAAACCCCUCAGCUUAGACUUUAAUCAAUAUUAUAAGUCAUUUAAACUCUUCUUGGAACGCUCCACUGAACAUGAGUGCAUGCAAAAGUUCAUUGACGAGAACCUUCCAGAUGUAAUAGCCAGCAGCUCAGUGAGUAUGUGGUCUGACCACCCAUGCCAGGCUCCAGUUCAAAAGCAGUCCCACUCUGCUCCAAGCCUCCAGUCUGCUCUGCCAGACACUUAGCUGCACCAAGCAUUGGGAAAAAAGGAGGCUCCAGUCUUAAUGUCCUGGGAGUGGGAAGUGGUUCAGGUAAAAUCGACCUUGAAAUACUUGGCAAAAUUCAGUCCAAGCAUCCAGGCUUUUUCAUUCAUAAUGAGGUAGUGGAGCCUAAUCCUCAACACAUUUCUAAAUAUAAAGCACUUGUGAAAGAAUGGAAUUCAGGUCCAAAUAUUUCCUUCACCUGGAACCAGAUGACCUCAGGAGAAUAUGAAAAGCAAAACAAGAAAAGGAAUGAAAGUAAAAAAUUUGAUUUCAUUCACAUGAUUGAGAUGUUGUAUUAUGUAGAAAGUUUGCACGAUACCAUCAAGUAUUUUCACAGCCUUCUGGAAACUAAUGGCAAACUUCUAAUAGUACAAACUGCAGAUGACGGUGGCUAUCAUUCACUUUGGAGGAAAGCUGGAUCCCGGUUUCUCAGCAGUUGCCUUUUCCUUGAUGUCCACAAAGUCCUUGAUGAAAUGAGAAUGAAGUAUCAUAUCUAUGAGCUUUCUUCUAUCUUUGAUAUCACAGAGUGUUUCAUUGAAGGAAAUGAAAAUGGAGAACUUCUGUUGGAUUUCCUUACGCAUAUAGUAGAUUUCAGGAAAAGCGCUCCGGCAGGUCUGAAGGCUGAAGUUCUUCAAUGCUUACGCCAGCCUCAAUGCUCAAGGGAGGAAAAUGGGAAAAUACUUUUCAAUAAUAAUUUGUAUUUCAUAGUGAUUGAUUAUUAAUUGUAUUUCCAUCAGUCAGUAAUUAUCCAAUUAUCUCCACCUCAAAUAUUCUUAAUAGUUUUGUGUUCUUGCUUCAGAACUGUUUAACAUCAAUUACUUAUGAAGUUAUACCGUUAUCCAUGUGUCAAAUUAAUCCACUAACUGCUUUCAAAAUUACAAAAAAACAUUUUUGAAAGAUUAAAAUUAAAAAUUCCUGGCUUCUAAAGGAUUAACUUCUAGCCAUGUCAUCUCGAUGAAUCUUAAAAAUGACUAUUCAAUAACACAUUUUCAGGUGGUUUGAAGCCAUAAGCUCCUUUUGUAAACUUCACUUUGAUUCAUAUAAGGAAUGAUAACAGGGAUUUUCAUUGCUACAAUGUAUAUUCAUUUGCAUGAUUUCUACUUCUUUAUUAAAUUGAAUUGUAUAAUGCAACUGAUUAUUUACUCAGUAAUAUUUUUGAUGCAAUGAUCAACAACUGAAACGAUCUUUACUGUGAACUAAAGGUUUACACAUUGCUUAAGAUUUAAUAUAAAAUUUAUUUUUUUCUCUUUAUUUGUAUGUUUUUAUCCCACUUGAUAAAUAUUGAUUUUAGUGUCUGAACAUAUCCUUAUAAUGUAUCAGAACUUAUUAAAAUCUGAUAACUUUGAAACAUUUUCACAAAUUUGUUUGAACUAUAAUAUAAGAGCAUAACGUAAGAACGAGGAGCAGGAGUAGACCAUCUGGCCCCUUUAGCCUGCUCUGCCAUUCAAUAUGAUCAUGGCUGAUCUUUUUGUUGACACAGCUCCACUUACCUGCCCACUCACCAAAAUGCUAAAGUCCUUUACUGUUCAAAAAUCUCUCUAUCUUUGCCUAAAACAGUCAUUGGCUUCACUGUUUAACAAUGUUUAAAUAGACAUUACUACAGCCUAUUUAUGUGCUCUUGCUCAAAUUUCAUAGGCCAAAUAAAGGAUAUUUUGCUGGCUGGAAAUAUGACUUUCUACUAUUUAACCCAAAAAACUUUUCCAUAUACAUUUCCAUAAAAUGAUCACAUUAUAAGGUUAUUAAAAGAGCAAUAGAAGAUUUUAAGUAUGUAUUGAUUUUAUUGUCUAGUCAUAUCCACCCAAAAUCAGAAGAUGCUCAAUACUUUCAAAAACUUCGAAGAAUUUUUAAAAUAGAUAAUAAAAGGAUAAUGUGCCUUGUCAAAUUGAUUUUUGUUGUGCACAAAUGACUGAAGUGAUUCAUAUCUGCAAUUUCUCUGUCAGCAAACUAGGCAUUUUGAUUGAAUUAGAUUAUAACAAUUUCCUUUGUAUGUUGUCAUGUUGUCAUGACUAUCAUAACGUUAAAAAAGUGUCCAGCUACAAUCUCCAAAAUAAAAUCCCUUAAUUUAAAAAAUUUAAUGCUGUUAUGCUUUGAACAAAAUUCACGCGUGUAGCUCCAGUACACAGGAUGUCAUAAUUAUAUCCAGCAAUGCAACUUUGAAAUCUCAAAUACACCAUUGUGUGAACUUUGAGACAUCAGCCUUGGUUGUAAUAGCAUAGGAUAAUUAUGUAACAAUUUGACUAUUCAAAACAAAUUCUGAGUUGUUGUACUUCUGUAUAACAUGACCAAAAUGCAAUAUAAAUAAAUGAAUAUGAAUGCCAAA
Messenger RNA from Chiloscyllium plagiosum (whitespotted bambooshark), 2576 nucleotides. It is a transcript of the gene hnmt, whose product is annotated as histamine N-methyltransferase. The record is from RefSeq and is a predicted model, not a curated record. Lineage: Eukaryota; Metazoa; Chordata; Chondrichthyes; Orectolobiformes; Hemiscylliidae. Gene Ontology annotation, molecular function: N-methyltransferase activity.